Molecule: messenger RNA, 3167 nt
Organism: Antechinus flavipes (yellow-footed antechinus)
Lineage: Eukaryota; Metazoa; Chordata; Mammalia; Dasyuromorphia; Dasyuridae
Gene: WNT11
Product: Wnt family member 11
Exons: 6
Coding region: 623-1687 (354 amino acids)
Biological process (GO): cell fate commitment; multicellular organism development; canonical Wnt signaling pathway
Cellular component (GO): extracellular region
Molecular function (GO): cytokine activity; frizzled binding
Source: RefSeq, a predicted model, not a curated record
UCCUGUCCUGGCCGGGAAGCCCGGGGCCCGCUUUGUUAUGCUAAUCCACUCUGACAUCACUCGGCCGAUCAAAGCUGCCAGGACUUCUUAUAAGCAGGUUCGUCGACGCUGUUAGGAACCAGAGGCUGCAGGAGAAGGGCCAGGACUAGUGGGCGCGCAGUUUGGGGAGAGAGGCGAAGAGCUCAGGCUAGGAGGAGGCGCAGCUGUGGUGACCCGCACCCCUACACCCACCCCCUCUCCUCCUCCGGCUAGUUCGCGGUUGGUUUCUAGAGUUGGACAGAGCAGUAAUUCCCGCUACCUGAACCAAAGCUUCCUACUGCCCUCUCCCUUCCGCGCCCUGGGAGAUGUCUACACCAUAGGCUGGGAGGCUCGGGCAGCGGUAAAGAGACUUUUUGCCUCUGCCCUUGGAGGGGCGCUGCCGCAGAGGCGGGGGACAGCAGCCUUACUGUCGCGGGGCAGCAGAGCCGCUGGCUAACCCUGGAGAGAAAGGUUUUCUCGCGGACCAAAAAAGAGCUGCUUCAAAGCGGAGUAUCCGAGACGGAGGAAGGACCUCUGGGGAAAGCCUCCCUCUCUCCCUCCGGGGAGGAGUGCUUGACCCCGGGAGUACUCGGGGCCGUGGAAAAUGAAGGCGAAGGUGCAGUUUCUUUGGACCGUUUUCCUGUCUCUGGUUUUGCAGACCGGGCUUGGCUACGCGAUUAAAUGGCUUGCCCUGUCCAAGACACCCUCGGUACUGGCCCUGAACCAGACUCAGCACUGCAAACAGCUGGAAGGACUGGUGUCCUCCCAGGUCCAGCUCUGCCGGAGCAAUCUGGAGCUGAUGCAAACCAUCGUGCAGGCGGCCAGAGAGGCUAUGAAGACCUGCCGGAAGGCCUUCUCCGACAUGCGGUGGAACUGCUCCUCCAUCGAGCGCGCCCCCAACUACCUGCUGGACUUGGAAAGAGGGACGCGGGAAUCCGCCUUCGUGUACGCCCUCUCUGCCGCUGCCAUCAGCCACACCAUCGCCAGGGCCUGCACCACUGGGGACCUUCCUGGCUGCUCCUGUGGCCCCGUCCCAGGUGAGACACCUGGGCCCGGGUACCGAUGGGGAGGAUGUGCUGACAACCUCAACUACGGUCUCCUCAUGGGGGCCAAAUUUUCAGACGCUCCCAUGAAGGUGAAAAAAACAGGAUCCCAGGCCAAUAAGCUGAUGCACCUUCACAACAGCGAAGUAGGGAGACAGGCCCUGAGAGCAUCCCUAGAGAUGAAGUGUAAAUGUCACGGGGUCUCUGGCUCUUGCUCCAUCAAGACUUGCUGGAAGGGUCUGCAGGAGCUUCGAGAUGUGGCCCAGGACCUCAAGACCAAAUACUUAUCAGCCACCAAAGUGGUGCACCGACCCAUGGGCAACCGGAAACACCUGGUGCCCAAGGACCUGGACAUUCGGCCUGUGCAGGACACAGAGCUUAUCUACCUGCAGAGCUCCCCUGACUUCUGCAUGAAGAACGAGAAAGUGGGAUCCCACGGGACACAGGACAGACAGUGCAACAAGACGUCCAACGGCAGCGACAGCUGUGACCUCAUGUGCUGCGGGCGAGGCUACAACCCUUACAUGGACAAGGUGGUGGAAAGGUGUCACUGUAAAUACCACUGGUGCUGCUAUGUCACCUGCAAGAAGUGUGAGAGGAUCGUGGAACGCUACGUCUGCAAAUGAAGCUGGCGGCUGCCCGCCUGCCCGCCCAGCCCUGGCCCUGGCGCGGCUCAGGGCAGGAGAGGGGCCGGGAGCCAAGCCCUGGCUUCCCUCGGUCCUCGCCCCUCCCCUCAGGCAUCCUGCCAGAUUCCAGACUUCCAGGCUGACAGGUGGGGUGAGGGAGGGAGAAUACACCAAGAAGGACCGGGACCUCGUGGGAAGGAAAGCCAAACAGAACGUUUCUUAAAAAUUGCCAUCAAGGGUCCCUCCCUUCUUUUAUUUUUCCUUUCGUACGUACCUUGAGGAAGAUAACUGCCUGGAAGGGCCCUCAGAACCUUCUAAGUAGCCUUUGCCUACAUGGUAGGAAGCUGGGGUGGGGAGAAAAUAGAGACUCUUAAUACCCAGGGGUCGGGGGUCCACUCUGGCCAUCCAGUUGUCUCCUAAGGGUGAGGGGUUGGGUGGAAUGUCAACGUCAUUGGCCGCAAAGAGUACUAAGAGGCCACAGGGAGAAGGAGGAGGAAGAGGAGGAAGAGGAAAAAGAGGAGAAGGAGGAGGAGGAGAAAACUGACUCGAAAUAAUCCUGGAAGUGGACUGUCAUCCCUCCCAUCCUUGGGAGGGGGAGGAGAAGGGGGAGGCAAGGACAUUCAGGGUCCGGCUGUGGAGGAAACUAAGGACACGGCAACAUGGGGUCACUUUCUGGAGGGAAGCCCAUUCUUUCUUUCAUGGGUGUGUUUGCAGAAGAUGAAGCCUGAAGUUAUCCAAACAAGAACCCGACUGCCUCUCCGUCACUGCUGUUAAGAACAACAGAGGCUGAAGGAUUCAGCUGUGUGCAUGCAAAGGGUGGGGGAAGGGAGGACACAGGGGAAUGCGCCCCGAUUCCAGAAUCCCUCUCCUGCGCAAACGGGAGACUCUGUUUGGAACCGAGAAAUCCUACUUUGUCCAGGCCAUUGAGCAAAUGGACCCUCUUAUGGGAGAUACACAUUUUCCCCUCCUUUGGAAUGCAGAAUAUACAGAAAUAUUUAUAAAAGUAUAGCUCAUGUCAUGGAUUGCUUUCCCUCUAUUCCUCCUUACAUAUAAAUAUAUAAAUAUAUGAAUAUAUGAUCUAUAUAUUUUAAACAGCGGUAUGAAAUAAAUGCUGUGGUGAUAUUGUAAAGCCUUCCAGACCCCAUCAUGCUCCUGUCUCUUGCCUCUUUCUAGGGUUUUUGGUCCUCAGAUUAUAUAUAGAACCUCUAAGAGAUUGCUGGAGGGACAGGGAGGGCUCUUUGGAAGCCUCAAAGGUUGACAUCCUGACACUGGAUUAAAUUGUUGGGCAAAAAGUCUGGAUUUGAGCCUUGGUCCUGCUGCUGCUACUUUAUUACCAUGUUUCUUUGGGCAAGACCCCUGGUCUUUCUGAGCCUCCGGCUUCUUGAGACAGUUGGUUAAACUAGGUGCCCCCAGGUACUUGCCAACUUUAAAUCCUAUGAUCUUUUCUAAUUCAUGUUUAAUAAAAACAUGCAUUUUGCAA